AUGAUUGUUUUAUCCAAUAAUCGAAGAAAAAUCAAUUGGAAUAUUGUUGUAAAUGCUUUAAUUAUGCAUUAUUUAAUGGCUCUGAUUAUAAUUAAAUGGCCACUUGGUCGAUGGUUUUUCCAACAAGUUUCAAAUUUAGUUGUAGGAUUAUUGGACUUUGCACAAGUUGGUGCACAGUUUGUUUAUGGAUUUAUUGCGGAACCACCGAAAAUCUGCAAUUUAUCUUCAGUAUUCAUUUUUACGGUAUCUUUUAAAUUUUCAGAUUACUGUGUUUUCAUGAAUUCAAUUUCAGUCACUUCAAACCUUGAUCUACUUUGCUGCAGUUGUUGCAAUCCUAUUUCAUUUCGGAAUAAUUCAAGUUGCUCUAGCAAAAGCUAGUUUCUUCAUGAAACUUUUGAUUGGCACAACAACUAUCGAAUCAUUAUAUGUUUGGGCUUGCGCAUUUCUUGGAAUGUCAGAAGCACCUUUAGUUAUUGCUCCAUAUAUGUCAAAACUAACCGAUUCCGAACUUUUUGCGGUUUUAACAAGUGGUUUUUCGUGUACCGGUGGUACUGUAUUCGCAGCAUAUAUGCAACUUGGAGCAUGUCCUGAAUAUUUAUUGACAGCUUCUAUUCUUUCGGCGCCUUUGAGUUUGGCGUGUUCGAAGAUGAUGUUUCCUGAAGAAGAUAUUCCUCAAAUGAAAGAUGAAGAUCUACAUUUAGAACAUGGGUAAGCAAUUGAAUUUUGUCUGCAGACACAUUAAUUCUUCAAUAAUAAUUUAGUGAGAAGAAAACUUUCUUCGAUACAAUUUGUUCUGCCGGAGUUGCAAUGGUUCCAUCUGUUUUUGCAAUUGGAGCAUCUUUAGUUGUUGUGAUUUCACUUUUAGCACUUCUCGAUGCAGUUAUGGAAUAUCUAGGUGUACUUAUCGGUUUUGAAGGUUGGACAUUUCAAAUGUUAUUUGGUUAUGCGUUUUUCCCAUUGGCUUAUAUGAUGGGAGUCACUGAUGUGGAGCAAACUUUAAAGUGAGAACUUCAGAAAAACAUAAGGAUCUAAUGUUUUUCAGAGUUGCUCAACUGAUGGGGACCAAAACCGCUGUGAAUGAAUUUGUUGCCUACAAAAACUUGGGUGAACUUCAAAAAACCAAUGAACUCCACCCAAAAUCGGUCCUAAUUGCCACAUACGCACUUUGCGGUUUCUCGAACUUUGGAUCAACUGGAAUUCAAAUCGAAAUAAUUGGUGGACUCGCACCACUCAGGAAAUCUAGAAUAUCUCAAUUCAUUUUGCUUUCUCUCUGCGCGGGUUCGAUUUCUUGUUUUCUGAAUGCCGCAGUUGCUGGAAUUCUAGUCACAACUCCAACAAUUUGUUCAUCAGCAAACAGUAAUUCAACAUGUUUCACAAUUCCUUCAUAA
Caenorhabditis angaria is the source of this 1388-nucleotide messenger RNA. NCBI's taxonomy places the organism in Eukaryota, Metazoa, Nematoda, Chromadorea, Rhabditida, Rhabditidae. The record is from the annotation of a GenBank genome assembly.